Messenger RNA from Bursaphelenchus xylophilus (pine wood nematode), 1806 nucleotides. Lineage: Eukaryota; Metazoa; Nematoda; Chromadorea; Rhabditida; Aphelenchoididae. The record is from the annotation of a GenBank genome assembly.
AUGUCUACGGCACCGACAUCCCAUCCGGUAGCCUCAGAUGUCCCGGGACCCUCAACAGAAUCUCUAGAAGUCGAAAGAUCCAUCGGCUUUGAUGAAUUUGGUGUUGAAUAUAUAAAUGAACCAAUUGAAGGACAACAAAUUAAUGGAAAUGUAGCAUACAACAUGGUAGGAACUUCUGGAGUGUUUGAUGUUGUGUUUAGGAGAUCAGAGAAAGUGAGAGAUCGUUGAUUGGGCAUCCGAAUGAUCUCGAGAGUUUUGAGGAGAACCUCGAAAUGCCUGCGCAAUAUUAUGUAAUGGACGACAACAUGAUGUCAGAUGGGGGUAUGAUGAACCUGGCAGAGAGCAGGUUCUUGCUGAACACGGAGGUUGGCAAUAUUUCAGUGAGUUUUCCCUUUUUGAUAUAAAAAUUUGUAACGGAUUUCUACUGCAAUAUAAAAAAUUUUUUCUUAUUCUGUUCAGUGAUUAUUUUCUGAUAUGCAUGUCAUAUUACGACUUCAGGUAACCCGUGAAGACCUCAUUUCUGUUGGAGUGGACGUUUCCGACCCCACCAAUAUUAAUGUAAAUUCGGGCCAAUCUGAUGCCUUAUUGUUAAUGUGCCAAGAGCGUGGAGAUGGGAUCCAAUCAGAAUAUGGAGAUUAUGAGAUGAUGAAUGACUUGGGCUAUCCACCGCAUCUCAAACCUGAAGAUCAUGAGUCAGAAAUCUUUUAUCAAAACUCCGCUCCAGGCCCAUCAACUUCAUCUAUCGGAGACCAAAGCAAAGGCGAUGAAUUGUAUGCUUAUAUCACUGAUGAAGGGAGUUUGACGUUAAUGGGGAAGAACGGAAGGUGUGUAGCGACGGUAAGUCAAAUUUAAAAAAUAUUUUGUUCAUUAUUUAGUACCAUCGCGAUGAUCUUCGGGAAAUGGGAGUGACUGAUGCCACGGCUCUCAGCGAAACCGAAAUGCAAGAUCUUGUACAUAAUUUGAGUAAUAAUGAAGAGGUCCCGGUGAACUAUGCUGCAUAUUCUGCCGGUCCAGCUACGCCAGUAUCAUAUCAGCCUCCUCCAACUCCUCAGCCACGCGUUCAACAUGUCCCACAUCCACCGCAAAAGACUCAGGCUCAAGUCAAUGGACAUGUUGGAGAAGUGGUAGAGGUUAAUAAAGGAAGAUUAGGACCGAGACCAGCGGUGAUUAGGUACUUUCGAGACAACGGGACCUUCAAAGUUCAGUUUGAUGUAAGUUUUUUUGUAGUAGUCUAUUGCAAUGUAUAGGAUGGACAUUUUGAAUGGGUGAAAGAAUCCGAAAUCACAAGGAAAACGAAAAAUAAGAGGAUGGUAGAGAAGGUGAAGAUUCAACCGGGUCAAAAACGACCGCAUCUUGUCAGAAAUGGUAGGAUUUAGAUAUGUGAUGUCAAGUGUAAUAUAGGAAACGCCAAAAUAACAUCAUUUUCUUACAGAUUCUUCUGCAGAACAUCAUUUAGCCACCGGACCAAUCGAAAAGCCCACAUUAAUACACGCGAAUUCCGGAUAUUGCGCCUUGUGUGACAAGAAAAUCCCGAAUGCCCGUCCUGCAUUCAUUGUCAUCAGAAUCCCGGCCUGCAGGUGUUGUGCUGAGAAUAAAGCACUCCUCGUGGAGGAUAUAAUAGGCCCUGUGGCUAAAAGAUCACGUCAACCCAGUGGAAAUAAGGACGGAGAAAGAACUCGGAACACUUCGGAGUCAAAUUUGGUGAUACUAAAGGAGCCGAAAGCGAUGAAGAUGGUGAAGAAUCCGAGCACCGACAUCGAUGAGCGUGAGGUCACCGAACCUCCGCCAGAUUUAGAACCGAAUUAG